UCCCAACGGGGUUAUUCUAGGGUACAGGGUUACGUUGAAGAGCCAUCAACUACUCUCCACUGAAAACAACGUCUCGAUGGCGGUGCCUGCCGAAGGAAGGCAGGCGAAGUUCAUCAACCUCACACCUGGCACCACCUACGUCGCUCACGUGGAGGCAAGAACAUCGGCGGGAUACGGGAAACCGGUGGAAAUCUCCGUCCACACAAGGCCUAGCCUACCGGUCAUUGGGACGAAGGUCGAGUUGAAGAAUGUAGACGACACUGCGAUUACAUUGCAGCUGAAGAGACCCGACAAUGAGCCUGACGACAUCAAGUCCUACUAUGUGCUAGUGCAAAGACACGACCCGAAGAGCAAUCGCUCGAGACGCUCCACCGAUGGCUCAGGAAAGGACGCUAAUGGCCUCCACGAAUGGAUGGCAGGCACGCCCGACUACAACGAGUCGGUGGCCAUGAACCUGUCAUAUUAUAUGGCGGCCAAGAUGACGCCCGAGGAAGUCCGGAACAGCGGAGACUUCACGGUGGGCGACGGCCUCUACUACGGCGGUUAUUACAACGCGCCCCUGGUUCCCGAGUCCACUUACAGCGUCGGACUGGCCGCCGAGGUUGACUUUGAAGGCGACAGCAGAAUUUCCUAUAGACUGCUGUCUGAACCAAUUACAGUUCGAAGGCAAGAACCUGAAGAGCGCGGAUCUACACCGAUAGCAGUCAUUGUGAUCGUUGUUAUCCUUCUGGUAGUGCUCAUCGGUGCCGCCUGGAAAUGGCGGAAGAAGAUUAUAGGCAAGCUGCCACGAACUUUCCCUCAGAAACCCGCUGCGCCUGCCAGUGACGCGGCGAGUCUGUCCAUUGUUGACGAUAACGACGGCCUGGAGUUCGAGAUGGAAGAAAUGGGCGGCAGCGGCACCGACACCAGCUCGAAACCGCUGCCCGUGUCCGAACUACAGGACUACGUGCAGCGAAUGCUCGCGUGCGAUGGCCUCAAGUCUGAGUUUAUUAACCAGCACAAGGGUCGCCAGUACCCGACGAUUGAAGCGCAGAGGACCGAGAACAAGAUCAAGAACCGCUACGGCAAUUUAUUGGCCUAUGACCACAGUCGCGUGAAACUCAGGCCCCUACCUGGCGUGCCAUUCUCGGAUUAUAUCAACGCCAGCUACAUCGACGGCUACUGCAGGCCGAAGCGGUACAUCGCAACUCAAGGCCCUAAACCGCACACCGUGCACGACUUCUGGCGCAUGGUGUGGCAGGAGAACGUGUGCAAGAUUGUAAUGCUCACCGGCCUCGUAGAAAAUGGGAAGACCAAGUGCGAGAAAUACUGGCCGGAGAAGACGGCCACCUACGGAGACGUUCAGGUUCACUUUAUCGCGGAGGAGACCUUCCCAGAGUACUGCGUCCACCAGCUGCACAUGACGCUGGCCGACAACACGCGCGAGGUGAAACACUUCCACCUCACCUCAUGGCCCGACCACGGAGUGCCCCUCUACCCCAACACGCUGCUCACAUUCCGGCGGAAGGUCAACCAGUACAGGACGUUCAACGAGGCACCGGUGGUGGUGCACUGCAGUGCCGGCGUAGGUCGUACUGGCGCGUAUAUCCUGCUGGAGAACCUCAUAGAGCAGGCUCAAGCUGAGGGCGUGGUGGACGUCAUCGGCCAGCUGUCAGCCAUGCGUCAAAACAGGAUGAAUGUUGUCGAGACGUUGGAGCAAUACAACUUCGUACAUCGAGCCCUAAUGGAGAGCGUGUGCAUCCGGGACCACAGCGUUCCCUGUAGCAAGUUUUUCGACCGUUACCGGGAGCUCAUCUCAGUGGACGAGGCGACGGGAAAGAGCAACAUAGCCAAGGAGUUUGAGGAACUCAAGUCUCUCAAACCGUGGUUUACGCCUGCAGACUUCGCAGCAGCAAGCGACCCUGCAAACCUAAGAAAAAGCCGGGACGCUUCAGUGCUUGCUGCGGACCGGUGUCGACCACUUUUGAGGGACGGGACUUUUGUAAACGCCGUCUACGUCAACGGCUUUCACAAGAAGGACAGGUUCCUGGUGACACAGACACCGUCCAGCAGGGAUUUAGAGGACUUCUGGAAAUUGGUGAUCGAGUCUGGGACAAGGACUAUCGUCACGCUGGACGUCUUUAGCGACGACGCUGAUGUGGUGCAGUUCUGGCCUACGAGCGGCUCAGCUCGAUACGGUGAUCACAGGAUCGAGUGCACGGAGAACCGAAAUGUGAACGACAUGUCCGUACAAGCCUUCAAGGUUACACAAAAGCACAAGGGCCCGGGGUCGGCCGGCGCGGUGACCGUGAGGCACUUUCACCGCACCACGUGGAACAGCGCGGAACAGAUCGUGGACUUGGUGGACCACGUGGAACGCUGGCAGCAGCAGUCGGGCAACAAGAUUAUCCUCGUUCAGUGCAGGAACGGAUGCGCAGUCAGCGGACUGUUCUGCAGCUGCUUUCUUGUCCUCGAGAAGCUAAAGUGCGAGCAAGAGGUCGACGUCUUCUACGCGACGAGGAUUGUUCGAGAAAACCGGCCGCAGUUCAUCCUGGACAGCGACCAGUACAAGUUCUGCUACGACGUCGCCGUUGCCUACCUCGAAUCCUUUGAGAUGUACGCGAACUUCCGCCAGUGACAAGGUUUACACAUGCACGUGCAACUCAGUAAA
This is a messenger RNA of Rhipicephalus sanguineus (brown dog tick), 2650 nucleotides long. RefSeq names its product receptor-type tyrosine-protein phosphatase kappa. NCBI's taxonomy places the organism in Eukaryota, Metazoa, Arthropoda, Arachnida, Ixodida, Ixodidae. The record is from RefSeq and is a predicted model, not a curated record. The transcript is spliced from 22 exons. The coding region runs from base 77 to 2617 and encodes 846 amino acids. Gene Ontology annotation, molecular function: protein binding; protein tyrosine phosphatase activity. Gene Ontology annotation, biological process: protein dephosphorylation.